Messenger RNA from Staurois parvus, 315 nucleotides. The record is from the annotation of a GenBank genome assembly. NCBI's taxonomy places the organism in Eukaryota, Metazoa, Chordata, Amphibia, Anura, Ranidae.
CCCGAUCCCGACAUGGGCUACAGAUCAGACCAGCUGCUCAUCGUCGUCUCCAUAUUGGAAGGGAGACAUUUCCCAAAGCGCUCUAGGCAUAUGCUUGUGGUUGAAGCCAAGUUCGAUGGUGAGCAGCUUUCUACAGACCCGGUACCUCAUUUAGAGCAGCCACAGUUUGCUACCGAAUUAGCAUGGGAACUUGACAGGAAAGCUCUUCACCAACACAGGCUGCAACGAACACCAAUCAAGCUGCAGUGCUUUGCCUUGGAUACUUUAACGUCUGUAAAAGAAUCAAUUGGAUAUGUGGUUUUAGAUUUAAGAGCG